Messenger RNA from Panonychus citri (citrus red mite), 3218 nucleotides. RefSeq names its product very-long-chain 3-oxoacyl-CoA reductase-like. NCBI's taxonomy places the organism in Eukaryota, Metazoa, Arthropoda, Arachnida, Trombidiformes, Tetranychidae. Gene Ontology annotation, molecular function: oxidoreductase activity. Gene Ontology annotation, cellular component: endoplasmic reticulum. The record is from RefSeq and is a predicted model, not a curated record.
UGAUUCCAGUGUCUGGUGUUGAUUAAAUUUCUUUGUGAAUAUUUAUUCCCUUAAAUGUGUCAAUCAAUUUAUGAUAUUUUCCAAUUCAUUUUGUUUGGUUGAUUUGAUUGUGAUUCUCAUCUAAAUUAACUCUUACCAAUUUAAUCUUCUAUUUACUUUAAAUAUUUCAAUUUAUUUCUCGACUAUUCGCCUGAUUUGAUCACUGGCAUCACUUUCAUCAAUUUAAUCAAUAAUCGUCAAAGUUAAUCUUUAGGUGAUUAACAACAAUGGUCUUAGGCCUAAGCUCUGCCUUUUUUAUUCAAUGGUUUAUUCAUUCAUUCAUCCGGAUGAUAAAAACCUCCAUUGGUUGGGUUACAAAAUAAUAUACUGACAUUUCACAGCAACAGUUGAGCAGAGAUUUUCGGAUGAGAGGGACUUCCACCACCAAAGAAGAAGAAGAAGAAGAAGAUGAGAGGAAAAGGAAAAGGAGGAAGAUGAAGGAAAAUAAAGGAGAGGAGAAAAUGAUGGCGAAAUAAAGGAAAAAGAGAAUUUAAAGAGAAAAGGAGAGACGACACAAGAGGAAGAAGAGAAAAGAAAAUCAAGCCCAGGAUGUGAGCGAAGGAGUUUGGGUGGAAAAUGUUGAUGAUAAAGAUGAGAAGGAAAUACAAAUAUAAAAGAUGAAAACAAAGAGAAUGCUGGUAAUCAAUGAUUCUGAUAAAAGUAAAUGCGUGUUAUCAUAUUUUGACAUAAAUGUUUUCAUAUUUAUCAUUUUCUCUCCAUUGAAUAACAGCUAAAUGAUUUUUUCUCCAUCUUCUUAAUCAUCAUCUCCAAGAACUGGAAACUUAUAACAUGAUUGGUUCCUGUGGUUAUUAUUACUAAAGAUGUUGCUGAUAUUUGGCUGGUUGAUCGAAGAGCAAAAAUAACGAAUAUCGAAAGAGAUUCAAAGUUUUUUCUCCCUUCAUUCACCUUCCAUGAUAAUCUGUCAAAUCCCCACUCUACUCAUGGCUCAUUACUGAAUAAUAUCAAAGAUAAACUUUAGUUUGUUGUCUAUUGGUUAUCCAAAGAAGGGAAAACAUUUACCUCUACAGUUGUUGUUAUACUUUAUCAUGGAUUUUUCUCUCAAAGAACAUCGAACUUGCAUGAUAAAGAUGAUAGUUCUAAGAUGUAGUUCGAAAAUAACUGAACAUGAACAAUUUUAAUCACAACUCACUAAGCUUACGAUUUAUAAAUCAAAGUGUUCGAAGCUCAAUUCUGCCGGUAACUUAAUGGAAACUCGAGAUAUACAAGUUAAUUUACAUGAUCGAAAGUUAAUCAUCCUGGAACAUCGUCUAUUCAAGACUGGAUAAAAUAUGGAAUCUCUAUUGAUAUCAAUCAUGUUAAUCAAUGUUCACAAUCAAUUUAAUCAUUUCAAUGGAGAUGAUAAAAACUUCCUGAUGAAUACAAUAGACUAGUGAUUGAUAUUAAGUUAACAAUGAAGCCUAUCAAACGUUUUCAUUGAUUCUACUAUGAAACUUUGAUUGGCAAUUUUGUUAAUUGUACAAUUUAUUGGAUAAUCAAAUGAUUAUUCAAUAAAUUACUGGUAUUGUGAAAAUUUGAUCACAAUUGAUCAGACUUCUGAUCAUUUUAAUCAAUUUGAUUUGCAUCGAAAUUAAAUCGAUCAAAUCAUCUUUGUUUCAUUCAAUUUAAUUGUAACAAUUAAAUUGUUUUCGCACAGGAACUUGUAGCUCCAUCUAGCGAUAAUCAUUUUAAUAGAAUAAUUGUUGAUUUUAAUUUCUUUCUAUUCCAAAGCAAUUAAUUUUUUUUCUUCUCGAUUUUCAGGUUAAUCAAUAGGUCGAAAAAUUAACUCUAUUCUAAAUUAGUUGGAAAUGAACUUUAAUACUUUUCGCAAGCCUGAAAAUCAAUGAACGAAAAAAAAAUCAAGUUAAACCGAUUCAGUUUGUUGCUUUGCUACCAACAAUCAACAACUCUCAUUGUUUCCGUGAUAAUUUACCAGGAUUUCACCUUAAAUUUAAGUUGAACAAUUUAAUCCAAGAGAUUAGUGAACAAUAAUAUUUCCACAAUGACGGAUUGUUAUGAUUGUUUGGGUCGGACUGUUUGGUAUUCAUUUCUAGUUUGGUUUCUAUUCAAAGUGAUUCGUCUUGUUUAUACUAAUCUAUUGGCUCCAACCUUUGGCUUAGGUGUUAAAUGGCGACCUGGACCUGAUAGUUGGGCCGUUGUGACAGGUUCAACCGAUGGAAUUGGUCUUGAAUAUGGUAAACAAUUAGCUAACAAAGGAUAUAAUUUACUGUUGAUCUCAAGAACUCAAUCCAAGUUGGAGACUGUUGCUGAUUCCAUUAAAAACGAUUGCCCUAAGGCUCGUAAGGUUGAGACUCUUGCCUUUGACUUCAGCUCAACGGAUUACACGAAAAUCGAGGAGAAGAUCAAUUCUUUGUAUGGUAAUAUUGAUGUUCUGGUGAACAAUGUUGGUGCUUCUUAUGAAUAUCCAGAAUAUUUCACCAAAAUGGACUCAUCGGCUACCGAAAAGCUCAUAAAUAUCAACAUAAUUUCGGUCACUAAGAUGACCCAUUUGACUUCCAAAAUGGAGGCCGCUCGAAGAGGAAUCAUUAUCAAUAUCGCUUCUUAUGCCGGUUCACUGCCCACUCCAUUGUUGGCCGUUUAUUCAGCUACCAAAGUCUAUGUCGAUUAUUUAUCUCGGGCUUUAUAUUUGGAAUAUGAGAGAAAAGGAAUCGUAAUUCAAAGUGUUCUUCCCGCUUUCGUUGCCACUUCCAUGAGUCGCAUGAGACCCUCGUUGACCACACCUUCAGCUAAAACUUACGUUCGAGCGACUCUUGCAACCGUUGGAAUCGAAAGACGAACCUACGGAUUCUGGGCCCACAAAUUGUACGGUUGCGUCACAACCACAGCUAAUUGUAUUGUUCCCAUCGAGGAUUUCAUGUCCAAAAUUUCAAUGAAAACACUUGAAGGAUUACGGAGAAAAGCUUAUAAAAAGCAUAAUAAGAAAGACACUUAAUCAGUGUUAAUUGUGAUAAUCAAACACCACCAACAUCAACGUCAGUGAUGUUCAGCCUGUUUCGAUACUCGUGGGAAUCUGGUGACUAUUUUUUUCGUGGUAUCAAUUUUUUGCUGGUAAAAUCUAUGAAAUAAUUUAAUACAAUUACUUUGAUUUUAAAUCAAAUGAAUUUUUUUUCAAAAAACCAAAUUUUGUUACAAAUAAAUCAUUUCUAUUCAAAUAACAAUAA